AUGUCAGCAGCCGUACCUAGCGCUCGGCCGUCUGCCUCAAGUAGCCUAAAGGACCUGGAGAAGGAUCUGGGGGGUGACAAGGUCGUCGUAAUCCGCGAGCAAGAGACAUCUGCUUCAGUGGGAGAAAUCGAUCUGUUCACUUACCAUGAACGUAAUGCUGGAAGGCUCGUCAUUGACCCCGAGGAAGCAAAGAUUGAGUUCGGGGAAGAUGUCGCUAAGCGACUGAAGUUGUCUGCGGAUGGUACCAAGGUCCUGUGGCCUCAACCCACUGACGAUCCGGAGGAUCCCCAGAACUGGUCGGACCGGCGGAAGAACUUCCAGUUAUUCAUCAUUACACUAGCAGCUAUCGUCCCGGACUUCGAUUCUGGCAUUGGCAUUGCGUCCAUCUUUCAGUUGGCUCAGACGUACAAUACCACCACAGGUGUUAUCAAUAACUUGACGUCGAACUGGAGCAUCUUUCUGCUAGGCUGGGGAAGCAUCUUCGCUGUCAUGCUGAUGCGACGGUAUGGCAGGCUGCCAAUCUUGUUUUGGUCGCAGGUCCUGGCCUUGGGAUUCUUGAUCGGCUGCACUUUCGCUCCGAACCUCAAUACAUUCACAGCGAUGCGAUGCCUAACCGCAUUCUUCGGAACGUGCCCACAAGUCACAGGUUUAUAUGUAGUCACAGAUCUAUAUCCGUUCCAUUUGCAGGCAAGAAAGCUGAACAUCUGGACCAUGGGGUUCAUUAUUUCUCCCUUCUUGUCGCCCUUCGCGUUCGGGUUCCUCGCAGCACGUGCUAAUUGGCGCUGGACAUAUGGCAUCGGUUCGAUGUACGGCGGGCUCGUGGUCUUUAUGAUUACAUUCUUCCUCGAGGAAUCUAUGUAUGACCGCUCCAUGCCUGAUCCAAAACCAAUUCCAAGGCCCAAAUCCCGGUUGCUCUACCGCAUCCAGAACUUGGUAGGGAUCACGGGCUGGCGCAUGGCCAAAUAUCGUGCCCGCUGGCGGACGGUUGUAUGGGCGUGCGUGGAUCUUGUCUGGCGCCCGCACAUAUUCAGUAUCCUGGUCUUCGAGGCCCUGAUCUUUGGAUUCACUACUGGUAUCAACACGACAAAUGCGGUCAUCCUUGCGGAAGCACCUCCAAAAGGCUAUGGAUUCAGCGAGUAUGCCAUCGCGGGUGCUUAUGGCACUCCAAUUGUAGCGGUUGUCCUGGGUGAGCAAAUCGGACACUACCUGAACGAUUGGAUCAUGGAAGUAUGCAUCCGCCGGAACAAGGGAGUCUUCGAGGCUGAAAUGCGGCUUUGGGCGUGCUAUGCGGCUGUCGUUUUGUACAUUGUUGGGUUUGUCGUGCUUGGCGCAUGCAUGGAGCAACUCAACGUCGCCGGUCUGGUCCUCGGCUGGGGCAUCGCACAGUGCGUGGUGGUCUUCAACACAGUUGCAGUCUGUGAGUGCCAAUACACGGUUAGCCGCCACAUGCUUACAUCAGGAAAAAAGAUAAUUGCUAUGUUGGACAAUAUAGUAGAUGUAGAAAGCAUAGGCUCAUUGCGAACCCCCUACUUUAUAGCAGUUUAUAGAUUGCCGGCUGAGAUCAUAGCAGUCUGUAGCGCCACUGCCAAUUGA
Messenger RNA from Rhodofomes roseus, 1593 nucleotides. RefSeq names its product MFS general substrate transporter. The coding region runs from base 1 to 1593 and encodes 530 amino acids. Gene Ontology annotation, biological process: transmembrane transport. NCBI's taxonomy places the organism in Eukaryota, Fungi, Basidiomycota, Agaricomycetes, Polyporales, Fomitopsidaceae. The record is from RefSeq and is a predicted model, not a curated record. The transcript is spliced from 17 exons. Gene Ontology annotation, molecular function: transmembrane transporter activity.